AAGCAAGUCUGAAAGUAAGAGAGAAGGGGGAGGAGAUCCGAGACACUCCAUGUAGUCAAAUAUAUUAAAAAACCCAAAAAAAGAAAAGCAAUGCUACAAACCCCGAAGUUGGGCGUUUUCUUUUAAACGGGUACUCGUACUCUCUGACCUCAACCUGGAAGAUGUCGGCGUCCGCAAUCUUCGUGCUGGACGUUAGAGGGAAGGUUCUCAUAUGUCGGAAUUACAUGGGGGACGUUGACAUGAAUGAAAUCGAGAACUUCAUGCCUAUUUUGAUGCAGAAGGAAGAAGAAGCUGAUGUUUCACCUUUACUAACUCACGGCAAAGUGAAUUUUAUGUGGAUUAAACACAGCAACCUCUACUUGGUCGCUAUAACUAAGAAGAAUGCCAAUGCUGCACUUGUGUUUGCCUUCCUGUAUAAAACAGUGGAGGUGUUCAAAGAGUAUUUCAAAGAGCUGGAAGAGGAGAGUAUUCGAGAUAAUUUUGUUACCGUGUACGAGCUGUUAGAUGAACUGAUGGAUUUUGGAUUUCCUCAAACAACAGACAGCAAAAUACUCCAAGAGUAUAUCACCCAACAAGGCCACAAGCUGGAGGUAGGAGCACCGCGUCCCCCAGCAACUGUUACCAAUGCAGUCUCCUGGAGAUCAGAGGGGAUUAAAUACAGGAAGAAUGAAGUGUUUAUCGAUGUCAUUGAGUCUGUCAAUCUGUUGGUGAGUGCAAAUGGAAGUGUGCUGCGCAGCGAGAUUGUGGGUAGUGUCAAGCUGAAGGUGGUUCUAUCAGGGAUGCCGGAAUUACGACUGGGACUCAAUGACAAAGUUCUUUUUGAGAUUACAGGCCGAGACAAGAGUAAAUCAGUGGAACUGGAAGAUGUGAAAUUUCAUCAGUGUGUCAGACUUUCCCGUUUUGAAAAUGAUCGCACCAUUUCCUUCAUUCCUCCAGAUGGAGAGUCAGAACUUAUGUCUUAUCGGCUCAAUACACAUGUGAAGCCGCUAUUCUGGAUUGAAUCAGUAAUCGAAAAGUACUCUCACAGCCGUGUGGAAAUCAUGGUUAAGGCUAAAAGUCAGUUCAAACAACGCUCCACAGCAAACAACGUUGAGAUCAUGGUGCCAGUUCCAAGUGAUGCAGAUUCUCCAAAGUUCAAGACGAGCACUGGUAGUGCUAAAUGGGUUCCAGAGAAAAAUGUGGUGGUGUGGACAAUCAAGUCAUUUCCGGGGGGAAAGGAAUUCCUUAUGCGGGCUCACUUCGGUUUGCCCAGUGUUGACAGCGAGGAACUGGAGGGGAAACCGCCCAUCACCGUCAACUUUGAAAUCCCAUACUUCACCGUUUCAGGAAUACAGGUCCGCUACUUGAAGAUUAUUGAGAAGAGUGGAUACCAGGCCCUUCCUUGGGUGAGGUACAUCACCCAAAGUGGAGAUUAUCAGAUUCGGACAACUUAAAGGAUUUCUGAAGACCUUUUUCUGUUGGUAAUGAAGGCAUUUUUACAAAAUAAGAUGUUCAAGUUAACCACCGAAUCCUUCCCCACUCUUGAGACUGCCAUGUUUUCCAUUUAAAGUGAAAUUCUCUGAUCUAGGCUAGGGCCUCUAAACUUGAGGAAUUCCCAUUUGGCCCUGGAAAUUUUUUUGUCAUAUUUAUAAGAAAGAGUUUUUUUUCCAAUUAGUCCAACACACUAAACUUUAUUAUAAAUUUUCUAUGAUGUAUGUGAACCUGUAAUGAAGCUGCUAAAAGCAAUGAAAAAGCAAGGUGUUAUUUUGAAAAAUGAUUUCCAAAAAGUACACAGGGUGGUGCAGGGAAAUGGGAAAUUUUGGAACUAGGUGUUGGCAACCCUGGGGCAUCGGCAAUUGUUUGGGACAAAUGCGACCUCAUUUUAGUUAUAAUGGACCAGUGGAGUGGUGUGCAACGAGCGUAUGCUGUGAAAGCCUUUUAUAAGAAUGGUGAUAGUGUGACUGCUGCACAAAGGGAAAUUCGGCGUCUUUACCAGUUAGGACGUCACAAUCGUGUCCCGUCUGCUCAUGCGAUUACAAAAUGGGUCCGUAAUUUCGAAGAAACAGGUUGAGCCUUAAAAAAGGAAGUCCCCAGGUGGAGCCAAAUCGCAUAAUGCCCGAGAAUCGAUGGUGCGUCAUUUCACACAACAGUGACAUUCCAUGGCCUCCGAGAUCCCCAGAUCUCUGAUUUUUCUUCUGCGGGGACAUCUUAAAAGCCAAGUGUACCGCAUACGUCCUUAAAUCAUUGCUGAACUUAAAAGAACUAUUGAAGAAGAAAUCGCCGGCCUUCCUCUUGACAUGUUACGUCGAGCAAUGCAGAACUUCUACAACAGGCUGUCUGACUGUAUGGAGAAAUGGACAACACCUUCAUGAUGUUUUCUUCAAAACAAAAAAAUGAAUAUUGAUUACCAUCAUUAAUUGCGUAUCCUGUACAAUACAUUUCAUCAUUAAAUGUAUUUUGCAAUGUG
This is a messenger RNA of Erpetoichthys calabaricus (reedfish), 2446 nucleotides long. It is a transcript of the gene ap1m3, whose product is annotated as adaptor related protein complex 1 subunit mu 3. The record is from RefSeq and is a predicted model, not a curated record. The transcript is spliced from 12 exons. Lineage: Eukaryota; Metazoa; Chordata; Cladistia; Polypteriformes; Polypteridae. Gene Ontology annotation, molecular function: clathrin-cargo adaptor activity. Gene Ontology annotation, biological process: vesicle-mediated transport; intracellular protein transport. The coding region runs from base 162 to 1433 and encodes 423 amino acids. Gene Ontology annotation, cellular component: clathrin adaptor complex; clathrin-coated vesicle.